Frankliniella occidentalis (western flower thrips) is the source of this 2071-nucleotide messenger RNA. RefSeq names its product NAD-dependent protein deacetylase Sirt6 (gene Sirt6). The transcript is spliced from 9 exons. Gene Ontology annotation, molecular function: NAD+ binding. Bases 192 to 1400 code for a protein of 402 amino acids. The record is from RefSeq and is a predicted model, not a curated record. NCBI's taxonomy places the organism in Eukaryota, Metazoa, Arthropoda, Insecta, Thysanoptera, Thripidae.
GUUGUAUUUACACCACUCAAUGUUCUUGUUCUUGUUUGUUGUUUUGUAAGUUGGUGUUGGUGUUUUGAUUUGAAUUUGUUUGUAGUUGUAGUUGGCCGGGUUUGCAAUUUGUGGUUAUCUUUUCCUUAAUUUUCGUAUUAUUGGGGCCGCAGGACUUAAAACCUGACAUUUAAGCCUUUGUUUUGUGAUCAAUGUCCUGCAACUAUGCCGAUGGGCUUUCUCCUUAUCAUGACAAAGGCAAAUUGGGAUUAGAAGAGAAAUUUGACAAAAAAGAUGAUGUAAUAGCUAAAGUCCGUAAAUUAGCAUCAUGGAUUUCAGAAUCAAAACAUGUGGUGGUUCACACUGGAGCUGGCAUCAGCACUUCGGCAGGCAUACCCGACUUUAGGGGUCCUAAAGGUGUAUGGACCUUGGAAGCCAAGGGUGAAAAACCAAACAUAAAUGUGUCUUUUAAUGAUGCCGUUCCCACUAAAACUCAUAUGGCUCUUGUUGCUCUGGUUAAAGCAGGUAAAGUCCAUUUUGUUGUCAGUCAGAAUAUUGAUGGUCUUCACUUGCGCUCGGGUCUACCGCGGUCUAACCUAGCUGAAUUGCAUGGCAACAUGUUCAUAGAACAGUGCAAUCAGUGUGACAGCCAGUUCAUCAGGCAAGCUGCAACUACAAGUGUUGGGCAAAAGUGCCUUGGUACUAAUUGUCCAAGUGUGCGUUUAAAUGGAAGACCAUGCAGAGGGAAAAUGCAUGAUACUAUUUUGGACUGGGAACACAAUUUACCAGAAAAAGAUCUUGCUCUGUCUGACUUCCAUUCAUGUGUUGCAGACCUUAGCAUAUGUCUUGGAACUACAUUGCAAAUAGUGCCGAGUGGAAAUCUACCUCUUCAUACUAAAAAGCAUGGAGAUUGUGGCCGGGUUGUUAUUUGUAAUUUGCAACCCACCAAGCAUGAUAAAAAGGCUGAUUUAAUAAUUAGAACUUAUGUGGAUGAAGUUAUGGAGGGAGUGUGCAAUCAAUUAGGCAUUUCAUUAUUGGACUUUUCUUCUAGUUUAGACCCAACAAAGCAAAAUGGGAACCCUAUAUCUUGGACAAUCCCAACAUCAGAGGUUAAACGAAUGCGGAAGGUUUAUGAAACAGUUUGCUGCAAGGGAGCAAAAAAAGGCAGACAGGAGAAGAAGAAAUCCCCUUGUCAGAAAAUACUCAAAUUUAGGAAAAAUAACUUAUUGCAAAAAUCUGAAGAAAUGGAUCCUAGUGAAGUAAAAAUAGAGGACUCAAGUGAAGAAAAAAUGGAAGUUAAACCUGAUACCAACCAGGCACCUUUUAAGAAUUUGGAGAAAUCUGAAAAACCUGAAGAAGAGAGUGAGCAACCCCCUCAUAAGAUAAUCAAAGUUGAGUUCAAAGAUGAGGUAAACAAUUAAUUACCCGUAGAACUUCACAGAGAAGCCUCAGCAACUAAAUGUAUUACCAUGGGAAUAAAUGCAUUUAUGUCUCAGAGUAAGUGCGUAGUUCUGACAUCCAUAGCAGGGUUCCCUGGACGAGACAACUUUUUGGACGUGAUAUGCAGGGGCUGUUAAACUUUUCUGGAGGCUUACCAAUCGAAACCAAGUGCGGUAUAGGGUGGUUGCUGCUGACUUAAGAUUGCUCUCGGCUCUUAAAUCAUCACCAAAACAUCUUGCAUCAACAAGAGAAGCCAAGACUUCCCGUUUGACAAUUGUUCCCUUUCCAUGUCCUCUAUUUAUUUUUGCACUUUCCUUGCGGCGUGACCACAUAGUGGUCUCUCUCCCAUAUUAAAUCAUAGGUACCAAAAAUGAGCCUCAAGAACGUGUUAGACAAACCUUCCUGCCCAUUUAGAAACAGUAUGUUGAAGACCUACACUUUGUAUUUUUCAAAAAUGAAUUACUAUAACAAUAAGUUUUGAACUUUUUCAGUGUACUUCACUAUACAUUUUUUUUCUUUACCUCAAUAUAUGCAAAUUAACUAGCUUGUGUGUGUAGUUUGUAUGCUGUGUUUUCUUUUACUGUGAUGAUGUACUUUUGACUUACCUUUUAUAUGUAUUUUAUUUGGUUGAAUAAAGAGCAAUCAAAUCUAA